Molecule: messenger RNA, 519 nt
Organism: Centruroides sculpturatus (bark scorpion)
Lineage: Eukaryota; Metazoa; Arthropoda; Arachnida; Scorpiones; Buthidae
Exons: 4
Coding region: 1-519 (172 amino acids)
Source: RefSeq, a predicted model, not a curated record
AUGGCAGAGGAUAUUACGGAGGUGGAAAACGAUGAUCCAGAUAACCCGGAUUUCCCGAAUUUCACAUUGGAACAAGAAUUAGAGAUGCAACUAAAGCGUGAGAAAGAAAACUUCAUGAAACGGAAAGAAAUUAGUACUGAGAAGGAUUAUGAUAAGUUAUUAAAAAAGGAAAUGGCUGUUUAUGAAAGUGGGGAAGUCAGAGGUGAAAGGGAAUAUUAUAAAUGCAUGAAAAAUUUUCAAUCUGUACCUCAUCGUAAAGUAUCACUGCUCGUUCUAUUCUUCUUCUUUUCAUUUUCGCUCUUCUAUUUAGCAUUAUCAGAAUUGAUAUUGAUAACAUAUUUCCCUCCUAGUACAGAACUAAGCUGGGAUCAUCCGUAUAGUUUAUUAUUAGUUUCGAUGCACUCGGUAACCUUUUAUGUAGUCAUCAAGCGGGCCAAUGAUAUUGUAAACUGGUUAAAAAGUUAUAAAAGUCAACACAGAAAAAAUGUAGUAGUUACUGUAAAAAAGCGUAUUCGAUAG